UAAGUAUACUACAUUCAGGUAAACUAACUCAUACUAAAUAUUUUUAGCGAAUUAAUCUUCCGGAUUGUCAUCGAUCUCUGACGACAGAUCGGAUGAUUAGUACGAUAAAAUCAUAUCGUCUUCGGAUAAUCUAACGCUGUUGAUGACGACGAACUCCUCAUCCUCAUCCGGAUCCCCCUAUUUGACAGGGCCCAGGACUAUCAGGAUGUGUGGAAUGGUGCCAGUGACUCUGAUCCGGGUCGCCAUCGGCCAAAACGAAUAUCUGAAUGCUCCACAUAUCAUCGUCACUAUCAUUGACAUAAAAGACACUUGUGGUGUCGCAUGGUCCAUAGUUUGGCUGCAAUGAAGAGAAAAAUAUAUAGUACGAGGGAUGUCCUUUAAGUUUUGCAUAUGGAAAUAAAACAACACGGCAGCAGCUUGGGAGAAAAUUGCAGAACUAUACAACUCUGCCAUAACCGAGUCACGAAUAGCUGAUCAACUCAGGUGUAAAUUCGAUGAUUUAAAAAAGAAGUACGCAAGUAUGAAGCUCACAGGAGGCAAAAUUUGUUGAGGACUGGUGAUGGUGCUGAUAGGAUAAAUAUAAAGAAACCAGUAAUUAUACUUUACGUUAGAAUUAAAAGUAUUAUUGGCUUAUCAGUGCAUGGAUUGCAGCCAUCUGUAGGUAUCAGCGAUGAUGCGUCCUUCAUUUGAAAAUAAAGAAGAAGUGUCAUCUGUUUGUAUGGAGGAGAAAAAUAAAGAUACAGAAAAUCUACAUGAAGGCGAUGUUCAUCUUGCAUCAAUGUCUAUAGUGUUAAAUAAAGAUUCUGAAAGCAACGCCAAAGUUUCAGAACACACAUGUGAGUUGCGAACACCGACUAUACCAGUACCACAGCAAUCCCCUCUGGUAGUUAAAGUGAUAAAUGAUAGGUGCUUAAUAUGUACUCAGUGCAAUGUAAUGUAUUUAUUUUAGAUUGGUCUGAUUACACAGUACCCACCAAGACAUCUACAAACAAGUAAACACAGAGUCCUUCAAGGAAAAAGAAAAAGGAUUGAAGAACAGUCCUCGAAAGAGGGCCUAACAUCUCUAAAAAGGAAGUUGUUAGAAGAAGAAGCUGCAAGAAACAAAGAACACCACGAACAAAAAAUUAAAAUUGAGCCGGAACUACACGAGUUGAAAGCUAAAAACUUGCAGCUCCAAAAUAAAAAACUAGAAAAUGAAAUUUUACUCAGAGAGGAAC
Molecule: messenger RNA, 1217 nt
Organism: Acanthoscelides obtectus
Lineage: Eukaryota; Metazoa; Arthropoda; Insecta; Coleoptera; Chrysomelidae
Source: the annotation of a GenBank genome assembly